CGGCAGGGGGAGGAGCAGACCGGACCUUGUAUUGAGUAUCUGCUGCAGCACAAACUGUUGGAGACCCUGUGCACUCUGGGAAAAGCUCAGUAUCCUCCAGGUAUGGUGCAGCAGGUCUUGAUCUUCUUCUCUAAGCUGUUGUCUCAGAUGCAGAGGCCUCUUCUGCAGCUGGUCAGCGUCUACAGACCUGUUCAGAAGCUGAUUCGUCUCUGUGCACUUCCUGGUUCCAACACUGAGAAGGAGGAAGCUCAGUUCUUAUUGGCCGUCUGCUCCAGAGUCACACAGGAUCCGCACGCGCUCAGAUACGUCCUAGAGAUUGUGGACCAACCGGCAGCCGGGACACCAGCCUCUGACCAAUCGCAGCUCUCCGCACAAGCAUCCAGUCACAGGACAGAGUCGCCGCCACCCCUCUCCAGCCAAUCAGAAUCAUCCACCUGCAGCCCCGUCCAAUCAGAGUCCGGUCUGCUGCGGGCCCUGCUGCAGCUCACAAGGAGUCAGAGGAGCUCGGUGAGUCUGAAGGCCUACGAGGGCCUCCUGCUGCUGGCCGGGCUGCGGUCCGGAUCCUCAGGGGAGGUCCUGAGUGAUCGGACCCAGCUGGGAGCUCUGCUGGCCGGGAGGCUGCUGGAGCUUCACUCCCUGCUGCCUCUGGAGAGUCUGGACCCUGGAGAGCUGCAGGGCUGGCCCCCCACGCCCUGGAGUUCUCAGUUCUCGCGCUGCAGCUCUGAUCUCAGGUCAGCGUCUCCGGCCUCGGAUCACAUGACCAACUUCUUCUCCUGGUUUGACUUCCUGGAUCACCUGAUGAGAGAAGCUCCUGAGGUGUUGGCGGUGAAGCUAGCUGGGUGUGUUGGCCGGCUCUGGUUGGUGGAUCUGGUUCAGCCUCAGCUGCAGCACAGGUGUGAGCAGGUGGUCCUGGUCUCCACCUCCCUCCUCUGUGCUGCGGUCAGACUCGUCCGGUCCCGGUCUCUGCUGGAUCAGCUGGUGCACUUCCUGCUGAGGACCGACACGCUGACGCCCCUGCUGCUGCGGCGCUGCGACCACAUCUCUGACCAGAUCAGCAUGGCGUCUCUGUCUCUGGUUGAGGAGCUGCUACAGAAGCCUCACAGGGACAUUCUGGACCUGCUGGUGUUGCGUUUCCUGCAGACUCGUAGUUACCUGUGUCCACCUGCAGCGGGACAGGACGAGCGUCACGCCGAGGGCAACGAGACCGACGAGGACAGCGGUGACCUGGAGGAGGACCCCUUCUUCUUCUCCGACGGUCAGCUGCUCCCUCCUGCUCCCGUCUCCUCCUCUUCCUCCUCCGCUCCUCCUCCUCCCUCUGGCCUGGGAUCAGCUGCUGAUGUGGUCAACAGCUUCCUGUGUUUGGUUCCUGUCCAGGUUCGCUCAGCUCACCUGCUGCAGGAAGGAGGAUACGAGUCGUACGUCCACGACGCUCACACGCUGGUCAGGACUCACGUGACAGAGUGUCAGUCUCUCUCUCAGGCGUGGGAUUGGCCCCUCGCUCUUCCUCCUCCCUCCUCCUCCUCCUCCUCAGGUGAGGGGGAGGAGUUCUUCGAAGGUCACCUGCUGAAAGUUCUGUUCGACCGACUGGGCCGCGUGCUGGAGCAGCCGUACGAGUUGAACCUGCAGCUGACCGCCGUUCUGUCCAGACUGGCGUCCUUCGGCCACCCGCUGCUGCACGAAUACCUGCUCAACCCCUACAUACACCUGUCUCACUGCUCCAGGUCGCUCUUCUCCGUCCUCAUCAGGCUGAUGGGAGAGUUGAUGCAGAGGAUCCAGCGGGUUUCCAACCUCCCUGACAGACUGCUGAACGCCAGGAGACACCUGCUGGGACUGAACCACGGCGCUGGACUGGAGCACCUGACCCUGCUGAGAGGACUCAUCAUCCUUGAGGAGUUCUGUAAGGAGCUGGCUGCCAUCGCCUUCGUCAAACUGCCCCUGGACCAGGAGUGACCCACCUGGACCACCUGGGACAGGUACACAUUUAGGUACGCCUGGUUCAUGUGAUCUUCACCCUGAGGACACACUGAAGCAGAGACAGAUACACCCGAGUACCUGGGGACAGGUACACCUGUAUGACCUGGAGCAGGUACAGCUGGUCCACCUGGACUCUCAGAACCCUCUGACCCCCUUCAGAACCUUCACCGGAACAUUUUAACCUUGGGACGUUGGGUCAGACCCUGAUUGAAGCCUGUUUGACUGCAGGGUUUCUGAGGCGACCCUGAACGUCUCAUCGUCUGUGCCUUAAUGAACCGUCUCACUGACCCUCUACAGUGACAUCACAGUGACAUCACAUCACAGUUUGAGUUAUUUAUAGUUUCAGUUUACUGUAACCAAUCAGGAAAGACGACACCAGUGAAGAAGACAGAAACUCAGUGAGGGGAAGGAAGGUCAGACGCCACAGAUGGACUUCGGCAGGACUGAGAUCUGAGUCCAGGUCCCAGUUCAGGUCCCUGUCAGACCUGCAGGAAGUCUGAGACCACGGCUGGGUUAAAGCACACUCCAACGUACUGCCUACUACAUAGUACUAGAGCCCGACCGAUAUGGGUUUUGGGGCCCGAUGGCGAUAUUGAAGUGAAAAAGAGCCAAUUUAUGAGCCGAUAUUUAGAUUUAGAGAAUGAUUUGGACAGCAGACCCCUUUACUGCAUAAACUACACUUAGAACAGGCCGAUACUGAAAGCUGGUGUGUAUGUGGGCUAUAAAACCUUUUCCUAAAGGGAUUAGGUUAAUAAAAUAGUUUACAGUCUCAAAAAGUGAACAUUAAACAAUUCACAUCAAUAAAUAUUUGUUGCUGGAAGGUGCAACUUUUUCAGCCGUCUGUAAACAGAGAGAGAGAAUAAACGUGUUUCAGUGAACACAUAAUCUGCCACAUUAGCACAUCCAGCUCAUCUCUUCACUCUUUGAUUCUAACCAAAGCUACGAGAGACCGUUUAACCUCCGUCGGUAUGAAUCAUGGCGUCUAGGAUCCAGUGAGCUGCUGCUGAAUGCAUCUGAUACAACACGACUCUCUACAACGAGGACCUGCAGCUUUGAGAUUUCAUUUAACUAACGUUAUAACCACAACCAGCGCCGCUCCGACAGCGUUUCACAUCUACGUCACACAAAGAGCCUGAGCUACAGGAAGCCGUGUUCGAUUCAGCUCACGUGUUUUUACAUGUCCGCUCUGCUUUAAUCAUUUCAGACACGCAGACUAACUGCAGACAGGCGGCUGCAGAUAUAUUUAGAAUACGUCUGAAACUAUAGUUUAACGGCUCAUUACUGUUGGCGCUCCUCCACAAACACGCCGUUAGCUUUGUGGCUAAUUUAGCAACGGGCAGCGUUAGCUGCUGUAACGUUAUGUGAUGUUAGAGAAUAUUUAGAAGUAAUGAACUAGAGACAAAUGAGAGGAGCGUUCACUAAAACAGCCUCACUGUUUGAAAUAAAUCUACAGUUACGUCUGUCAGCAGCUUCCAGCAGCCAGCUAGCGAAACAUCAACCUGCUGUGAGCUGCUGGGAGGAACAACGGGAGGGUCAGCAAGUCACGAAUGUUUUUAUUAUAAUCAUUAAAGUCGUGUAAUUAACGUGACUCGCCGCUCACACAGCCCUCUGCUGUUUCUACACGCUGCCUUCUGUGGUUUUUGUGGUUCAGCAGUGUUGUUAACAGGAGAGCUGCAGCUGGUCGCCCUCUGGUGGGCAAACUAUGCAACACCUGAGUGAAGGAUCCGACUCUAGGUUUCUUUUUUAAUAGUCACAUAUCGGCCGAUAAUAUCGGUCGGGCUCUACAUAGUACUGCCUACUACUUACUGCAUACUCAGUAUGUACUGCGUACUGCAUACUCCAUAUGUACUGCGUACUACACACUGAGUGUUGCAUUGUGGGUAGCUGAGGAUGUGCAGUGAGCCAGUAUCCCUCUGAGUAUUUCCUCCACGUACUCUGCAGCUGGACGCAGUACACUGCUGGGCUCUGCCGGUCAGGUCACCUGCCUGGUGGAUGUGAUGACCUCUGACCUGUGACAUCAUCAGGACUGACCGUCUGUCCAUCAGUGAAGCUUUGUCAGCAGCUGUGGUCAGAAACACUGAGUUUAAAAUGUGAAACCAAACAUGAACUACGUUUUAUUUCUGACUUUUACUUUGAUCAAGUUCAAAAGAAAAUCUUCCAUUAAAGUCUGUUUGUACUGAAA
This is a messenger RNA of Micropterus dolomieu (smallmouth bass), 4156 nucleotides long. RefSeq names its product FHF complex subunit HOOK interacting protein 2B-like. The annotation marks the transcript as partial. NCBI's taxonomy places the organism in Eukaryota, Metazoa, Chordata, Actinopteri, Centrarchiformes, Centrarchidae. The record is from RefSeq and is a predicted model, not a curated record. The transcript has 15 exons.